This is a messenger RNA of Ictidomys tridecemlineatus (thirteen-lined ground squirrel), 3228 nucleotides long. It is a transcript of the gene Bmpr1b, whose product is annotated as bone morphogenetic protein receptor type 1B. The record is from RefSeq and is a predicted model, not a curated record. Gene Ontology annotation, cellular component: signaling receptor complex; plasma membrane. Gene Ontology annotation, molecular function: ATP binding; transmembrane receptor protein serine/threonine kinase activity. Lineage: Eukaryota; Metazoa; Chordata; Mammalia; Rodentia; Sciuridae. Gene Ontology annotation, biological process: cell surface receptor protein serine/threonine kinase signaling pathway; cellular response to growth factor stimulus; protein phosphorylation.
GAAGAUCUGACAAGAGUGGCAGCAGAGGAGUCUCAGUGAGAGAAGGCCAAGCAAGGAACAGGAGGCAUAAGCAGGCAGGUCACAGUGACUGCUCUCCUGCUGCAGUGGGUUGGCCUGAAGAACCAAACUGGCAGCUUCACAUUUCCUUGCUCAUUCUUCUCUCUGUGCAUGCGAGGGCAAACUUCCAUGAUAACAUGCUUUUGCGAAGUUCAGGAAAAUUAAAUGUGGGCACCAAGAAAGAGGAUGGGGAGAGCACAGCCCCCACCCCUCGUCCAAAGGUCUUGCGUUGUAAAUGCCACCACCAUUGUCCAGAAGACUCGGUCAACAAUAUCUGCAGCACAGACGGAUACUGUUUCACAAUGAUAGAGGAAGACGACUCUGGGAUGCCUGUGGUCACUUCUGGGUGUCUAGGACUAGAAGGUUCAGAUUUUCAGUGUCGGGACACUCCUAUUCCUCAUCAAAGAAGAUCAAUUGAAUGCUGCACAGAAAGGAAUGAAUGUAAUAAAGACCUCCACCCUACUUUGCCUCCACUGAAAAACAGAGAUUUUGUUGAUGGACCUAUACACCACAAGGCCUUACUUAUAUCUGUGACUGUCUGUAGUUUGCUAUUGGUCCUUAUCAUUUUAUUUUGUUACUUCAGGUAUAAAAGACAAGAAACCAGACCUCGGUACAGCAUUGGGCUGGAACAGGAUGGAACUUACAUUCCUCCUGGAGAAUCCCUGAGAGACUUAAUUGAGCAGUCUCAAAGCUCAGGAAGUGGAUCAGGCCUCCCUCUGCUGGUCCAAAGGACUAUAGCUAAGCAGAUUCAGAUGGUGAAACAGAUUGGAAAAGGUCGCUAUGGGGAAGUUUGGAUGGGAAAGUGGCGUGGCGAAAAGGUAGCUGUGAAAGUGUUCUUCACCACAGAGGAAGCCAGCUGGUUCAGAGAGACAGAAAUCUAUCAGACAGUGUUGAUGAGGCAUGAAAACAUUUUGGGGUUCAUUGCUGCAGAUAUCAAAGGAACUGGGUCCUGGACCCAGCUCUACCUCAUCACAGACUAUCAUGAAAACGGUUCCCUUUAUGAUUACCUAAAGUCCACCACCCUAGACACUAAAUCCAUGUUGAAGUUAGCCUACUCUUCUGUCAGUGGCUUAUGUCAUUUACACACAGAAAUCUUCAGUACUCAAGGCAAACCAGCGAUUGCACACCGAGAUCUGAAAAGUAAGAACAUCCUGGUGAAGAAAAAUGGAACUUGCUGCAUAGCUGACCUGGGCCUGGCUGUUAAGUUUAUUAGUGAUACAAAUGAAGUUGACAUACCACCCAACACUCGUGUUGGCACCAAGCGCUACAUGCCUCCAGAGGUGUUGGACGAGAGCUUGAAUAGAAACCACUUUCAGUCUUACAUCAUGGCUGAUAUGUACAGUUUUGGACUCAUCCUUUGGGAGGUUGCUCGGAGAUGUGUUUCAGGAGGUAUAGUGGAAGAAUACCAGCUUCCCUAUCAUGACCUGGUGCCCACUGACCCCUCUUACGAGGACAUGAGAGAGAUUGUGUGCAUCAAGAAGUCACGGCCCUCAUUCCCCAAUCGCUGGAGCAGUGAUGAGUGUCUAAGGCAGAUGGGGAAACUCAUGACAGAGUGCUGGGCUCACAAUCCUGCAUCAAGGCUGACAGCCCUGCGUGUUAAGAAGACACUUGCCAAAAUGUCAGAGUCUCAGGACAUUAAACUCUGAUAUGAGGGUAAAGGAAGCAUCUCCGCCGAAGGCCAAUAGAUACUCGUCUGCUCUGGGCAGAGCAAAAGGUGUUAAAGAAGCAUCUGCAGUCCAAGCCUCGAAUGUUGUCCUGCUUCUUGGUGGGUUCAGACCUUACCUCUCAGGGAGCAGCCUGGACAUAGAGUAGAGAAGUUCCCAGAACCACAGAUUCCUCUGUGUCUGUUUGUAGGAGGGAGAAACCGCUUGGGUAACUUAUUCAAGAUACGAUGCAUGUUGCUUUCUAAGAAAGCCCUGUAUGUUGGGAUUGCCAUUUUUUUAAAAAGAUGCUUUAAUUUUGCCAAAAUAAAACAAAUAUUGUAUAUGUUUUAAGGUUUAUACUAUUAUAGUUUAAUGAUAACAAAAGUUCUUCCCAGAAACUGUGUUGGAAGGUAAAUUAAAAUAUAUGUUUUUCCAUUGGUAGAAUAUGUUGCACUCUAACAAAAGACAGUCUGUGAAAUCGGAGAACAUAGAAUGGAACUCAUCUUAAGAUAACCCCCAACCUGGCCUCCUCCUACCACUUUGGCCAGCCCUGCAUUUGGGGCUGCCACAACAAUGUGAAUGCAUGUGGGCACAAGUUCUACCUUUCUGGGAACACAUUUUGGAAUUCCUGCAGGUGGCCUUUUGCAGCUUCAGACAACAUGGAACAAAUGAAGGUUUUAUGUGUCUGUAAUAGAAGUGUUGAUGGGUGUUCUUCAGAACCACUUCUGUCUCUGAUUGUGUUCGGCUCUUCUUUCAUGGUGAAAUCCCUUCCUUUUCAUUAAACACAAGCAAAGCUUUUUCUCAUGUGCAGAGAAUUGACCUGUGCAUGCUUUUGAUCUCUCAAAUAGAAAGAUCAAUAUUAAAUAAAAUGGCCAUGAGUUGUGUUAAAGACAAGGUACUCUAAAAUAAUUUGCUAUUGUGUUGUAAGAACAUGUCAGUAAGGUAGGGAGGAUGCUGAAGGUGCAGAUGACUUGUUUCUCAUAUGUGCAAAGGAGCCUAUCUCAGAAGCACAAGGAAAGAAGUAUGCACAUCUUAUUUUGUAUGGUUAAGGAUGGUUUAUUUUUGUUCUUUUUUCUUAUCUGAAUUAAGAGAUAGAGGGGAAGCAUCUGUCUGGUUAAUUUCAUUAAACUUUAAUUUAAAAAUAGAUAAAUAUAACCUUCAGAUAGAAUAGCAGAAGAGAGUUAGUGGAGACCACAAGAUAUUAUGGCUGCUGUGAUUUAUUAUGCUAGAAUAGAAAUGGUUCUAACAUGGGCAUCUUCAAUGAUCAUUUCACAUCCUAAGAUCACUGGCUCACUUUAUUCUUGUGAUGUUCAAUUCACUAUUUAAUUUAUUAUUGUUUUUCUGCUCUGUAAUACUUGCGUAAAAUAUUUCUCCAUUUUAACUUUUGAGCAAUAGGAAUAAAAUCAUCGACAGUGCCAAUAUUCCCUAGCAACAAGAAUCUUAUAGUUUUAAACUGUGCACCCUGUUCUCAUUUUUUUUUUCAUUUCAUUUCCUUACAGUGGUUUUCCUUUGCUUCUUUAGUAGUUAG